CCCAAAAGCAGAACCAGUCAUUUGAAUUUUUAUCACACAUAUGUUCAUCACAGUUCUCACUCAACUACAGCACUCAAUCUGACAUUUACCCAAGACCUAAAGGAGAAUCAUGGCUGCUAUAACUUUGGGGACUUCACUAUCAGCACUUGCAAAGUUGGAUUCUAGAGAUUUUUUGGCUCAAUCAACCAAGUUCUUUCUUCCCUCAUCGUCUCAUUCUUCAGGAAUUCUUCAAGGGCGGAAAUUCUAUGGAGGAAUUGGCAUGCCUGUAAAGAGAAGGUCACAGUUCCAUCUUGUAGUUUCCAAUGUUGCCACUGAAAUUAGCCCUACCGAGAAACAGGCUCAGAAGGUUUCCACAGACAGCGCUCGACCAGUAUAUCCAUUCACUGCCAUUGUAGGACAAGAGGAGAUGAAACUUUGCCUUUUGUUAAAUGUGAUUGAUCCAAAGAUUGGAGGGGUGAUGAUCAUGGGUGAUAGAGGAACAGGGAAGUCAACCACCGUUCGGUCAUUAGUGGAUUUACUUCCUGAAAUAAAAGUAGUUGUUGGUGAUCCAUACAAUUCAGAUCCAGAUGAUCCAGAAUUGAUGGGUAUUGAGGUCCGAGAGAAAGUUUCACAAGGCGAGGAAGUUUCUAUUACAUUAACCAAAAUUAACAUGGUUGACCUGCCAUUAGGUGCCACUGAAGAUAGAGUUUGUGGGACGAUUGAUAUUGAGAAGGCUCUUACAGAAGGAGUUAAGGCCUUUGAGCCUGGUCUUUUAGCAAAAGCUAACAGAGGAAUUCUUUAUGUUGAUGAAGUUAAUCUUUUGGAUGACCACUUAGUGGAUGUCCUCUUGGAUUCUGCUGCAUCUGGAUGGAAUACUGUUGAAAGAGAGGGAAUAUCCAUUUCACAUCCUGCCCGUUUCAUUCUUAUAGGUUCAGGAAAUCCAGAAGAAGGUGAACUUAGACCUCAGCUUCUUGAUCGUUUUGGGAUGCAUGCGCAAGUUGGUACUGUGAGAGAUGCUGAGCUUAGAGUAAAGAUUGUUGAAGAGAGAGCUCGUUUUGAUAAGAACCCUAAAGAGUUCCGGGAAUCUUACAAGGCAGAGCAAGAAAAGCUUGAACAGCAAAUCCGCUCAGCAAGAAACUCUCUUUCCUCUGUUACAAUUGAUCAUGAACUCCGUGUUAAGAUUUCCAAGGUUUGUGCUGAACUGAAUGUUGAUGGGUUAAGAGGAGACAUAGUUACGAAUAGAGCAGCAAGAGCAUUGGCUGCCCUUAAAGGAAGAGAUAAAGUGACUCCUGAGGAUAUCGCCACGGUCAUCCCUAAUUGCUUAAGACACCGUCUGAGGAAGGAUCCGUUGGAGUCAAUAGAUUCGGGCUUGCUCGUAAUUGAGAAAUUCUAUGAGGUUUUCAGCUAAGGGGCUUUUAACUUGUUCCCACUUUAUGCGAUGUUUUGAAUGCACUAGAAUCUCUGCCAAGUCAAUGCUGAUCUCAUAUUGUUUAUCUUUAACCAUAAAACAACUGAUUUGUGGUAUUGAGCAGUGAGAUUGUUCAAGUAAAAGUUGGAGAGAUUUGUGAGGCUCAGGUUUUCGCUUGUUUUCUGCACUACUUAUAUCAUAGUAUGUGUGUGUGUGUUUUUUUUUUUACCUGGAUAGGUAUUUUUGCAGAUAAUGCCCUCUUUCUUCGCUUGUUAUGGCCGCCUUCUCGCGUCAACUGUCAAGUUGUUUUGGUCUAUCCUUUGGUCCGAGUCUGUAAAUGUAUAUGGAUUCUUCAUUCUGUUGUAGAAACAAGUAGCCACUUCAUUCAGGUUGGAAGCAGCCAUUAAUGUUAUCCCUCUAAAUGCCCCGUCCAAGCCAAAGAACUUUGAGUAAUGUCGAAUUUGAACAUUUAUGUAGUUCCAAGUGUUCACGUGUGUCAAUUGAACAACAAAAUUCUUUGUUUUCGAAAUUUUCUAGUGAC
Messenger RNA from Oldenlandia corymbosa var. corymbosa, 1928 nucleotides. The record is from the annotation of a GenBank genome assembly. NCBI's taxonomy places the organism in Eukaryota, Viridiplantae, Streptophyta, Magnoliopsida, Gentianales, Rubiaceae.